Arabis nemorensis is the source of this 2109-nucleotide messenger RNA. NCBI's taxonomy places the organism in Eukaryota, Viridiplantae, Streptophyta, Magnoliopsida, Brassicales, Brassicaceae. The record is from the annotation of a GenBank genome assembly.
AUGGCAACAACACCGGCACAACCUCCGGUAAUAAAUUCUCCACCGGUGAUUUCACCACCACCACUGAACAAUUCUCCUCCAAGUAACAAUGCUACUACAGCACCGUCUCAGUCUCCUCCUCCGGUUACACCACCUCCGGUGACUUCGCCGGUCCCUCCAUCACCACCGCCACCAACUAGAGCUCCUCCUCCGGUUACGACCUCAUCACCACCAAAUGGAGCACCUCCUCCUCCUCCUCCUCUGCCAAAACCACCUGAGGUCUCUCCUCCACCACCACCACCACAACCAGUGAACACUUCACCUCCUCCUCCAGUUCCACGGUCACCACCACCAACACCAUUGGUUCAGCCACCGCAAUCCUCUUCUCCACCACCACCAUCGGUGCAGCCACCAACUAAAACGCCUCCACCACCAUUACCUUCUUCUUCACCUCCACCACCUUCAUCUGUUCCUCCACGGCCUUCGCCUUCCCCUCCAAUCUCACAACGCUCUCCUCCUCCUUCACCGCCUUCAGAUCGAUCUCCUCCUCCUCCUUCACCGCCUUCAGACCGUUCUCCUCCUCCUCCUCCUUCACCGCCGUCUUCAGAGCCUCCCACUCAGUCUUCUCCUUCACCACCAGAUGAUACUACACCCCCACCUCCUAGUCCACCAAAUUCUUCUCAACCACCAACAUUCUCCUCACCGUCUCCUCCACAAAUACUUGUACCAGGUUCUCCUAACAAUCCAUCUCAGAACAACCCUACUCUUAGUCCCCCUGAUACUUCAAAUUCUACUGGUAGUAGUGGAAUUGGUACUGGAGCUGUCGUUGGUAUCACUGUCGGAGUGGCGCUUGUGUUGCUCAGUCUUAUCGGACUCCUUGUCUGGUGCUUGAGGAAACGAGAAAAACGGCUUUCAGCUGUUAGUGGUGGCUCUGUUACACCAUCACCAAUGAGCUCCUCCACCCAAAGAUCAGAUUCAGCUUUUUUUAMGAUGCAGUCAUCUGCACCUAUUGUACCGGGAAAGCGUUCAGGAAGCGAUCUUACGUAUUUCUCGCAAUCACAAUCUGGCGGCUUAGGCAAUUCGAAGGCAUUGUUUUCCUACGAAGAACUUGUGAAGGCAACAAAUGGUUUUUCACAAGAAAAUCUUUUGGGUGAAGGUGGAUUUGGUUGUGUAUAUAAAGGGAUAUUACCAGAUGGGAGAGUAGUUGCUGUGAAACAACUUAAAAUUGGUGGAGGACAAGGUGACCGAGAGUUUAAAAACGAAGUCGAGACUCUUAGCAGAAUUCAUCACCGUCAUUUGGUUUCGAUCGUGGGACAAUGCAUCUCUGGUGACCGCAGAUUGCUCAUUUAUGAUUAUGUCUCUAACAAUGACCUUUACUUCCACCUCCAUGCAUCCAAAGAAGUUCUGGACUGGGCAUCACGUGUUAAAAUUGCGGCUGGGGCAGCUCGCGGACUUGCUUAUCUCCACGAAGACUGUCACCCGCGUAUCAUUCACAGGGACAUUAAGUCGUCUAACAUUCUUUUAGAGGACAACUUUGAUGCUCGGGUUUCUGACUUUGGUCUCGCAAGAUUAGCUCUUGACUGUAACACUCAUAUCACCACACGGGUUAUGGGAACAUUUGGCUACAUGGCUCCUGAAUAUGCAUCAAGUGGAAAAUUAACAGAGAAAUCGGAUGUGUUUUCCUUUGGAGUUGUUCUGCUCGAGUUAAUCACUGGACGUAAACCAGUGGAUACAUCGCAACCGAUGGGAGACGAGAGCCUUGUUGAAUGGGCCCGGCCUUUGGUAAGUCAUGCCAUCGAAAACGAGGAAUUUGAUUCUUUAGCAGAUCCCAAGCUUGAAGGAAAAUAUGUGGAUUUUGAAAUGUUUAGAAUGAUUGAAGCAGCAGGAGCUUGCGUGCGCCAUUCAGCUGCCAAAAGACCUCGGAUGGGACAAAUUGUAAGAGCUUUUGAGAGUUUAGCUGUUGAAGACCUCACCAACGGGAUGAGACUAGGGGAAAGCGAGAUCUUUAACUCAGCUCAACAGUCCGCAGAGAUCAGAUUGUUCAGAAGAAUGGCAUUUGGUAGCCAAAACUACAGUACAGAUUUUUUCACACAUACUAGUUACGGUAGCAGAGACGACGAACACGUGUAA